AUGGCGGCUUGUGCGGCUAAAGGAGGCUGCCCGAGCGAUUACGUGUCCUUCUCCAUCUCCGUCGUCUGUUUUAUACUACUUCUUGCAAAGGUUAUUGCGCCCUAUCGAGGUCAUAAAAUUGCACGACCCAAAGGGAGAAACCUUUGGCUCAUUGCAAUACAAGUUUUUGCCAGCUUUAACCUCUUAUUGUCAACUGUGAUGGCCCUUGGUUUUUUUAGAAUCAGAAGGCGCAAUUGGUGGAAUUCAUGCUAUAUAUGGGCUGUUUGGGUUGAAGGUCCACUAGGAUUUGGCUUGCUGCUGAGCUGUCGUAUUCUACAGGCUUUCCAACUAUAUAACAUAUUUGUUAAGAGGCGUUUACCACCAAUUAGAUUAUGUUUGUUUAUUUCACUGGCGCUGUUGCCCUGGAUUGCAAGUGCAGCAUUUAUCAACAUUGAAAAGCCUUUGAGCAACCGUUGCCACUUUGGGAUUCAGUACAUUAUCCCAGACCUCUGGCGAGGGAUUUUGGUCUCCACAUGUUGCAUCGGGUUAUGGGUGGUUUCUUACGUCUUGAACGAGACACAUGAGAGUAACGCGUUACUUCAAAUCAUUUCAAGAUCCGUAUUACUUCUUAUGACAAGUGUCCUUGUGCUGGCAUUUUUUACUACAUCAAUAUCACAACCUCUCGUCUCACUUAUGAGCAUGAGGGAAAAGAACCACCCAGUGAGCGGUAUGAUGGGCUGGGCUCUGGGUAUACCAGAUAGCGGGCUUCUAGUGGACCGGGAACUGACCCAUUUGGUAAAUCCCAGUGUGCCUUUGGAUAAGCUUCUUAUGAACAGAAGAUUCCGUCGCUCAUAUAUGGACUUUGCCGAUAGCUGCAUGGCUGGGGAGAGUGUCCAUUUCUAUGAGGAGGUUCAACAGCUUGACAAAAUUCCAGUUACCGAUCAUGUGAGAAGAAUUUACAUGGCACGACACAUUAUCGACCAUUAUAUCACUCCUGGUGCAGCCAUGGAGGUGAACAUUUCUCAUCGAUGUAGGCAAGAAAUUCUAUCCACUCCAGAUUUGGCGCACCCCAAUCUCUUUAAAAAUGCACUAAAUGAGUUGAUACAGUUGAUGAAAAUGAAUAUGGCAAACAACUAUUGGUCAUCAACGUUCUACAUGAAGCUAAAAGAAGAGAUUAGAAUGAAAGCAUUCGAGCACGAGCUCGAACACAAUGGCUGGAGUUUUUCCAACAGGCUGAGUUCUAUUCACUGUGUGGAUGACCCUUUUCACCACGAACACAGCCCAAGAAAGUCCGGUUCUAGUAUUCGUGACUUGGAACCUCAAUGA
Messenger RNA from Striga hermonthica, 1305 nucleotides. The record is from the annotation of a GenBank genome assembly. NCBI's taxonomy places the organism in Eukaryota, Viridiplantae, Streptophyta, Magnoliopsida, Lamiales, Orobanchaceae.